Molecule: messenger RNA, 1050 nt
Organism: Kwoniella shivajii
Lineage: Eukaryota; Fungi; Basidiomycota; Tremellomycetes; Tremellales; Cryptococcaceae
Exons: 7
Coding region: 1-1050 (349 amino acids)
Biological process (GO): intracellular protein transport; exocytosis; vesicle fusion
Cellular component (GO): endomembrane system; SNARE complex; plasma membrane
Molecular function (GO): SNAP receptor activity; SNARE binding
Source: RefSeq, a predicted model, not a curated record
AUGGCCAGAGAUAGACUUGGAAAUGUCAACCGACAAUACGGUGAUCAAUCUGCACCUCAACCUACUUAUCCACCUACGAACGGAGUGAUUGCACCUUCAAGAGCACCUAACCCGUAUGCUCAACAAGGAAACAACUCUUUACCAGGUGCUCAACCUGGACAAUACGCACAGUACGGUCAUCAAGCUGGUGCCCAGACAGGAUACGGUGCACAAGCUGGAAACCCAUACGGAGGACAAUAUGGUCAACAAGAACAGUACGCAAUGGGUGGUGUGAAUGGUGGUCAAAUUGGAGGUGGUGAUUUCUGGAGUGAAUUAUCAACCACCAACACUCUUUUGGGUCAAUUACAAGAUCAAAUCGGUCAAGUCAGACAGGCUCAUCAAGCUAGUUUAACAUCAACAGAUCCCAAUGCGAGAGCUUAUGCGGCAGAGUUGAAUGACGCAGCGAGGGAAAAAAGAGAAGAAUGUAAAAAUGAAAUCAAAAAAUUAUACAAAUUAGCCAAAGGUGAUAAAGCACAAAAAACUCAAGCGGAAGGUGUCAAAACAAGAUUCCAAUCUUUAUUACAAGAACAUCAAGUCAUCGAAAAAGAAUUUAGGAAAAAAGUUAAAGAUAGAGCUGAAAGACAAUAUAAAAUCGUUAAUCCAAAUGCCACCGAAGAAGAAUUGAGACAAGUCACAGAGAGUGAUAAUCCUCAAAUUUUCUCACAGGCUCUCCUCAACUCCAACAGAUACGGAGACGCUAGAAACGCUUAUCGAGAAGUCCAAGAACGACAUGCCGAAAUCCAAAAGAUCGAAAGAACACUCGCUGAACUCGCUCAAAUGUUCUCUGAAAUGGCCAUGUUGGUUGAACAACAAGAUGAAACCAUUGUUAAUGUUGAGAAUCAAGCUCAAGGUGUUGAAACGGAUAUCAAAGCUGGUUAUGAUCAGACCUCCAAAGCUGUCGAUUCCGCUCGAAAGGCUAGAAGAAAGAAGUGGAUCUGUUUCUGGAUCGUCGUCCUCAUCAUCGCUAUAUUGGCUUUGGUGCUUGGUAUCUACUUUGGUACCAAGAAAUAG